AUGGUCUUUAGUCGGGCUGAUGGAGAUGUCAAGACUGGAAGAAAAAUAACAAUAGAUUCCAAACUUUGCAAAUACUCAAAGCAUCUCGUUUGGGGCAAAAUCCGCCAUCAAGUUGUUGGCGUACAUACGGUUAUUGACUGCGCUACAGGAUGUCCGGAGGAGCCCAUAAACACUGUUGAUUGGGAAGGAAAAGUUGCUCUUAUUCAAUGUGGAAAGGCCAUGGGCAUCCAGAAAUUUGUCUUCUUUUCCAUCCACAACUGUGACAAGCAUCCCGAGGUUCCACUUAUGGAGAUCAAGUAUUGCACCGAGAAGUUUCUCCGUGAUUCUGGCUUAAACCACAUAGUUAUUCGACUUUGCGGUUUCAUGCAGGGCUUGAUCGGACAGCAUGCAGUACCCAUACUCGAAGAGAAAUCUGUUUGGGGCACUGAUGCGCCUACGAGAAUAGCAUACAUGGAUACCCAAGAUAUUGCUCGUCUAACAUUUAUAGCUCUACGCAACGAGAGCAUCAAUAGGAAACUUCUUACAUUUGCUGGACCUCGUGCGUGGACAACCCAAGAGGUGAUAACCUUGUGUGAGAGGCUUGCUGGUCAAGAUGCAAACGUUACCACUGUACCAGUCUCGGUUCUGAGGCGAGAGGAUUCACCUUGA
Salvia miltiorrhiza (redroot sage) is the source of this 648-nucleotide messenger RNA. RefSeq names its product protein HIGH CHLOROPHYLL FLUORESCENCE PHENOTYPE 244, chloroplastic-like. Lineage: Eukaryota; Viridiplantae; Streptophyta; Magnoliopsida; Lamiales; Lamiaceae. The transcript has 2 exons. The record is from RefSeq and is a predicted model, not a curated record. The coding region runs from base 1 to 648 and encodes 215 amino acids.